Haemonchus placei is the source of this 1608-nucleotide messenger RNA. The record is from the annotation of a GenBank genome assembly. NCBI's taxonomy places the organism in Eukaryota, Metazoa, Nematoda, Chromadorea, Rhabditida, Trichostrongylidae.
AUGCGGGGUCGGUUCUUGAUCGGGUUAUUGCUCUUGCUUUCCUACCUCGUCGAAGCUGAUGAACAUGAUCAUAUGUAUGAAAUUGACGAAGAAGUUGUUUUAUGGAUGAAUACGGUUGGUCCAUACAGCAAUCGGCAAGAGACUUAUGCAUACUUCUCCUUACCCUUUUGCCGAGGACCUAAGGAGUCCAUUGGUCACUAUCACGAGACAAUGGGAGAGUCUCUUCUUGGGGUGGAGCUUGACUUCUCUGGCUUAGAUAUCAAAUUUAGGACGAACACAAAGAAGACAGUCUUUUGCAAGAUGAAGCUUACAAAUGAGGCUUACCAAACCUUCGUAUAUGCCAUUAAGAACAGCUACUUCUACCAAAUGUACCUGGAUGAUAUGCCUAUUUGGGGCAUGGUUGGGGAAGUUGAUGAGUCGGUGUCACCGCCAUCCUAUAAAUUGUACACACACAAACAGCUCGAUAUUGGAUACAAUGACAAGCAGGUGGUAGAUGUCAAUCUUACUUCGGGCGGUCAUGUAGCCAUUCAUCCUGGAAUUGAUUUGGAAUUCACUUAUGAGGUUAAAUGGGUUGCUUCGUCAGUUCCAUUUGCGGAUAGAUUCGACAAGUACCUCGAUCCAAGCUUCUUCCAACACAGGAUCCACUGGUUUUCGAUUUUCAACAGUUUCAUGAUGGUUGUGUUCCUUGUUGGCUUGGUGUGGAUGAUCCUUGUGAGAACACUACGGAAAGACUACGCCAGAUACCAGAAGGAGGACAGUCUCGAUGACCUGGAUGCUGAUCUGGGUGACGAAUACGGAUGGAAACAGGUGCAUGGAGAUGUUUUUCGUGCGCCAUCGAUGCCUUUGCUUUUCGCCAGUUGUAUUGGCGCCGGCUACCAUGUGUUCACAGUAGCAGUGAUAACUAUUAUUCUUGCCAUUGUAGGGGAGUUCUAUACAGAACGUGGCUCGCUUCUCUCUGCGGCCAUAUUUGUGUACGCGGCAAGCUCACCUGUGAAUGGCUAUGCCGGUGGAUCGAUGUAUGCAAGGUUUGGUGGAAGGCACUGGAUUCGGCAAAUGGCUCUUGGAGCUUUUCUUCUCCCGAGUCUGGUGUGCGGCGUUGCAUUCCUCAUCAACUUCAUAGCUAUUUAUUACCAUGCUUCGCGAGCUAUUCCUUUCACCGUAAUGUUGGCUGUCACUGCCAUUUGCCUGUUCGUCAUUCUUCCAUUGACACUCGUUGGAACUGUACUUGGACGUAACAUGUCCGGUCAAGGAGACUAUCCAUGCAGAGUGAACGCUGUUCCUCGCCCAAUCCCGGAUAAGAAAUGGUUUGUACAGCCUUGGUUGAUCGUGUUGAUGGGAGGUGUUCUACCAUUCGGGAGUAUCUUCAUUGAGAUGUACUUUAUUUUCACAUCAUUCUGGGCAUACAAGAUCUACUACGUAUACGGUUUCAUGCUUCUUGUAACAAUCAUUUUGGCAAUCGUCACUGUCUGCGUUACAAUUGUUUGCUCGUACUUCUUGUUGAAUGCUGAAGAUUAUAGAUGGAGGUGGACCAGUUUCAUGGCAGGUGCAUCAACUGCGCUUUACGUGUAUCUAUAUUCAGUUUAUUACUUUUUCUUUAAGACAAAGUGA